Aspergillus nidulans FGSC A4 is the source of this 3336-nucleotide messenger RNA. Its product is annotated as ubiquitin-specific protease UBP2. Bases 1 to 3336 code for a protein of 1111 amino acids. NCBI's taxonomy places the organism in Eukaryota, Fungi, Ascomycota, Eurotiomycetes, Eurotiales, Aspergillaceae. Gene Ontology annotation, biological process: protein deubiquitination; ubiquitin-dependent protein catabolic process; proteasome-mediated ubiquitin-dependent protein catabolic process. Gene Ontology annotation, molecular function: cysteine-type deubiquitinase activity. The transcript has 10 exons. The record is from RefSeq and is a predicted model, not a curated record.
AUGCUACAAAAGCGCACGGAUGAUGCCUUCGCAGCAGAUCCCGAGCGGUUGGAAGGAGUGCCUCGCCCAGAGCCUAUAACGGUCUUGAUGAAUCUUCGUACCUAUAUCAACAAUGUUCUCCGCAACAGCCAACUAAGCAAGACAAUUCAAGCUAACAAUAAGAGAUUCAUGACAAGCUUUGGUGUCAAUGGAGAGCCGUGCCGGGAUUUAUUUGAAUAUCUAGGGUUCACUUUCAGGAGGGAGGGCGCUUGGGAUCCUCCUCGUUUGGCAGCAUGGGUGCAAAACCAAGUAUUAUACAAAGACCAACAGAAGGUUUUUCUCGAUGAUAUCUUCCACGAGCUAUCUGCGCUCAUAGCGGCACGGCCUGCUACGGAGAAGAAGGGCAAUCACGAUGAUUAUACCUUCCAACCAGCUGUUGAUGACUUAUACUUUGCGGUAGACGCUUUUGACUACCUCAGAGCGCCGAGGGUCAAUGAGUUUCAGAUGGCGCCCGCUCCAUACUACGAAGAUUUGGGUGUCGUUGAGGAUAUGUUGACGUCUACGAUAAUCGAGGCAUUUAAUCGCCAAGUCGCAGUUGAUCCGGGGCGGGCUCCGGGCUACUUGCAGUGCCUUAAGGAGAUAGGCUCCCUUCGAGGCGGAGAAGAUGCGGAGGCAAUAAACCGUGCUGUCGAGACGGCAUACUCGGAAGGAAAUUUAUACACCGAUGCAGACAUUACUGAAGCAUACAAGUACUUCGGUCUUAGCCGUGAUGACCCGCGACUUACUGAGGACAGCAUUAUUGGAACAUUCUAUGCCUACUUGAGCUCUACUCCUCAGGAGACUGAAACCCGCAGACAACUCUGGAGGAUAGGUGACAGUAGGAGGAGCGAGCGCAUCAAGUCUGCAGCCGAAGACAGAGUCGCUACACCAGAACAAGCUCAAGUCUUUCUUGGGGUCAGUGAUGACACCGCAGAUGAUUUCGUCAUGGCGAUGUUUACUGCAAAGGUAAACGAUAACCCAUCUUGCAGGGACAUCGCGCGGCGGGCCGUUGAAUUAAUAGCCGAGGCGCGGAAGUCCGAUGUGUUAAGGCACUUUGUCAAGACGGGCGAGAUGACGGCUGGUGAAAUGGAUGUGGGUGAUGCAUACCUGCUGCUGCAGAUACCUGAUCGCAACGCAGACGAGGGCGCCAUCAUGGCUGCAUAUACAAUCUGUGUCGACGAUGCCCCAGCACAAGCGGAAAAAUAUAAUAAGGCCUUGGCUAUUAUUGCAAAGGAAAAGAACAGCCCGCUCCUGAGCAGUAUGGUUCCUGGUCUCGCAGGGAAAUCUGAUCGUGACUUAUCCAAGUGGCCCGUCGGCUUGCAGAAUAUUGGCAAUACCUGCUAUCUUAACAGCUUACUACAGUUUUAUUUCUCUGUUCGUCCCUAUCGCAACAUGGUUCUAGAUUUUGAGAAUGUCAAAAUGGAGUUGGACGAAGAGAGCUGCCAGAAAAAGCGGGUGGGUUCCCGUGGAGUCUCGAAGAAAGAGAUUGAACGUUCGCAGAAAUUUAUCAGGGAGUUGCGGGCGUUAUUUUCUGACAUGAUUUCUUCUCCAAACUCGUUUGUGACUCCUGGCCAGGAGUUAGCACGCUUAACAUUGAUUAGCCCUUCCAACGAGGCCGCUAUCCGCCGUCGGUCAACAAUAUCAGCAGGUCGAUUCGGGGGGCUCGGUGAGCUCAACGGAAUGCCAGUUUUGGGUCCCUUGGGACCGCCGCCGAAGAGUUCGGAAACUGAAGCUCAUGUUCCGGCUCCAGAGCUGGAGAAGACUAAACCAGCCAGUGACGAAGAUAGUGAAGCCACACUUGUCUCUGAUCCAGUGAAGACUGAGGUACCGCUGGCUCAAAGUGACGACAAGGAGAACGAGCCACCCCAAGAUGAUGCUGUCAUGGUUGAUGCGCCGAAUGAAACUAUCAGAGCAGCAGAGAGCGUUGAGACCCAAACAGCGCAGGCUCAAGCUGACGCUACUACUAAGCCUCCGCCCGUACCCCCCCGACCUACUCCGCAAGUUGAUCCUCAGAGACAAAUUAUCGAAGAGGUUGAAAUAGGAGCGCAACAAGAUGUUACUGAAGUCAUCAACAACGUCCUAUUCCAGAGCCAAUGUGCCAUCCGAGGGCACGCUGUCGCACCAGAUGGAGAACAGCUUGACCAGGUGAAAGAUUUAUUUUAUGGGCAAGCCAGGUCUUAUAUUCUGUCCAACAAGGGCAAGCGAUCGAAGGAGGAGUGGUGGUGCGACAUUAAGAUCGAUGUAGCAACUGGGCCCCGUGACAUCUACGCAGCUAUCGACGGCGCAUUUGAUAUCCAGAAAGUCAGCGUUGAGGAUUCAGUGGCAGAACAGUAUGCUGCCAUCAGCAAGCUUCCUCCCAUACUUCAGAUUCAAGUUCAGAGAGUCCAGUUUGACCCUGUCAAGAAGCGGUCUUUCAAGUCGACCCAUCAUUUAGAUCUGAAGGAGAUUAUUUACCUUGACCGAUAUAUGGAUACUCAGCAGCCCGAAAUUGUGAACCGCCGGAAACAGGCUUGGGAGUGGAAGGAUACCCUGAGAAAACUCGAAGCCCGCCGAGCAGAACUCCUACGCCAAAGUGAAUCCGAUGGUCUCGACACUGCAACAUUAUUGAAAAGCGCCAAGGACAUCUUAACUGAACUCAGCGCCAUGAAGCAGGACCCCGACGCCUCUCAGGAUGCAAUUGAUGUUGACCCUCAACUCAUCCCAGAGCUCAGUCGACUCGAGCAGAAGGCACAAGAUGAAAUGAAGCGCCUGGAACAAGAAAUCAAAAAUAUCCAGGCAAUGAUCUCCAACCAGUUCGUCGACUACAAACAUCUGCCCUAUCGUCUUUAUGCUGUCUUUGUCCACCAUGGGUCGGUCGAAUUCGGACACUACUACAUCUAUAUCUGUGACUUUGAGCGAAAUAUUUGGCGCAAAUACAACGACACCUACGUAACUGAAGUCAGCGACCUGGAUGAGAUAUUCAAAAGCCAGGAUCGCCACAACCCUCCUACGCCAUAUUUCCUGGUCUACGUUCAUGACGGAUUGAAAGAACGCCUUGUCAGUCCGGUAGCCAGAGAGAUCGUGGAGACGACACCAAGAAGCGCGCCAGAACCGACCACCAGCGGCGCGACGCCCAUGGAAGGAGUGAUUUCGUCGAAAGAGCCGGAGGAUGUAGAGAUGAAUCCACCAACAUAUGAUGAGGUAUACGCUGAGGGCGGUGCAUCAGGUGAGGGCGCAGAUCCCGAAAUGAAGGAAAAAGGGAAAUCAUUGCUGGCGGAGCGCGGCAAGACUCGAUCAUGGGCACCUGAUGGGACUGACAAACCUGAUGUGAUAUGGUAG